CGCACACAGAGCGGCGCUGUUCGACAGCAAAAUACAUCUCUAACCAUUUAACUGCGUCCAUGACACUUCUCCAGGGGAGACGAAGCACUGCAAAUCCCGCAUUAUAUCACUUGCGCGAACCGCUGCAUUUGCUGAAGCCGUACUGAGUAAGAUCAAUAUUAAAUUUGGCCAAAUUAAAUAUUUCGCCGUGUUGUGUUUAAGCAGUUGUAUUUGGCAAAUGCAAUACAUUUCUGUUACGACUGGAUUUUCGGUGGUACCUUUGAAAUGGAGUGUCGUUUUCCUCGGUUCACCGAGAGGUACGUCUCUAUUGUCUUCCUUUUAUCGUAUGUUUUGAAUCCAGCGUUUUCUGUCACGCACUACGCUGUUCCAGAAGAAAUGAAGGAAGGGUCGGUAGUUGCAAAUGUGGCCGCCGAUUUGGGACUGGAUGUGAACAGUUUGGCUGAGCGCAACGUGCGGCUUGAUGUCGUCGCCAAUAAGAAAUAUCUGGAAAUCAACAGAGAAACAGGAGAUCUGUACAUUGCGGAGAAAAUUGACCGGGAAUACCUCUGCUUGAGCAAGAGUUCAUGUUUCCUUAAAAUAGAUGUAAUAAUCGACAAUCCUCUGCGCAUAUUUAAUAUCGACUUGGAAAUAUUAGAUAUCAAUGAUAAUGCGCCGCGGUUUCGAAGGGAAAGAACGGAGCUUGAUGUUUCCGAAUCUGCAUCACCGGGAGAAAGGUUCUCUCUAAACAAUGCUGUGGAUACAGAUGUCGGCUCAAACACGGUUAGGACGUACCAGCUGAGCGAGAGCGAGCACUUUACAAUCGAAGUUCAGACUGGACGGGACGGAUCCAAAUUUGUAGAUUUGAUUCUGAAGAAGGAUCUGGACCGGGAGGAGCGCGCUCUACAUAAUCUAACCCUCACCGCUGUGGAUGGCGGAGUCCCCGCGCGCUCCGGCACCGCCAGCAUCAUUGUUCGCGUGCUGGAUGUGAACGACAACGCCCCUCGGUUUGAGCAGGACGCCUACACUGUAAAUAUAACCGAAAAUUCCCCCAUUGGAAGUUUUGUCAUUAAAUUACAUGCAGUUGAUUUGGACGAGGGCACCAAUUCCCAAAUAAAAUAUUCAUUCAGUCUGUACACUUCGGAAAAAACCCAGAAGAUGUUCGAUCUAAAUUCAGAAAACGGAGAAAUUAGAAUCAAAGAAAUGAUUAAUUACGAAGAGUUUAUUAUAUAUGAAAUGGAUAUAGAAGCAAAAGACCAGGGUCACAAGCCAUUAUCGGGACAAUGUAAAUUAACGAUUUUUGUUGUUGAUGUGAAUGACAAUCAUCCAGAACUUUCUAUAAAAUCUUUUCAAACACCUAUUAAAGAGGAUGUUGCAGUAAACACGGUAAUUGCUGUUGUAAGUGUGAGCGAUAAAGACUCCGGUGAAAAUGGAAUAGUGGAUUUAAAUAUUUCAAAAUUAUUACCGUUUGAACUGAAGAAAUCGUCCGAGAACUAUUACGAGCUGGUUAUUUCAGAACCACUGGAUCGCGAAAAAGUUCCAGAAUAUGAAAUCAUUUUUAUUGUCACUGACAGAGGUAUACCUCCAUUGUCAGAUAAUGAAACAAUUACAUUAGAGCUUCUCGAUAUUAAUGAUAACGCACCACUGUUUUCGAAGUCUUUCUACACUAUUCCUGUGUUGGAAAACAAUGCUCCAGGUUCGUUGCUCAGUUCGCUAUCUGCGUUUGAUCCAGACCUCCAUGAAAACCAGUAUCUGGUUUAUUUCAUCAUAGAAAAGGAAAUAGUCAACACGUCCAUGUCUAUGCUGUUCUCUAUUAAUCCCGAAAAUGGUGAUCUUUACGCACUGAAAACCUUUGACUACGAGAGAGAAAAGGAGUUUCUGUUUCACAUCGAGGCCAGAGAUUCUGGUGUUCCUCCACUCAGCAGUAACGUGACUGUCCACAUCAUUAUCAUGGAUCAGAACGACAACACUCCUGUCAUAGUCUCUCCAUGGCGCUCGCACGGAUCUGUGGUUGAGGAAGUGAUUCCUCGAUCUAUUGAUAAAGGACACCUGGUGGCCAAAGUGAUCGCCAUUGAUGGAGACUCUGUGCACAAUUCUCGGAUUUCAUACCAGUUCCUGCAAGUCACAGAUGCAACGCUCUUCAGUCUGGACCAAUAUAAUGGAGAGAUCCGCACAAUGAGAAUGUUCAGUUACAGAGAUGCUCGUCACCAGCGCAUGGUCGUCAUGGCUAAAGACAAUGGAGAUCCUGCUCUCUCUUCCACAGUUACCAUCAAGAUAUCAACAGUGGAACAAGCUAUCAAACCUUAUUCUGAUACAAUGGAGGUUCCUCUGGAAUAUGACAUUUUCUCAGAUUUGAACCUUUAUCUGGUGAUCGGUUUGGGCUCUGUGUCAUUUCUAUUAUUAAUCACCAUUUUGGUGACUAUUGUACUGAAGUGUCAGAAACCAAAGCCCAUCAAAGCAGCUCCUCCAUGUAGGAGCAGCGUCAUCAGCCAGAGAAACUCUACUAUAGGAGAUUCCACACUGAUCUCCAGCGAUGCCUACUGGUACAGUUUAUUUCUAGCGGAGACGAGGAAAGGGAAGGUGGUGGUUAGACAGCCUAUACCGAAGGCUGGAUACAUAAUUUCCAGUAUACCAAGGAGCACAGGCCUGACUGAGACCAGUGAUUCAGCUGCCUCCACACUUCAGUACUCAAAAUGAAGGAAACCCCCUUCUGCUGCAGAAGGCCUCCACCACCACCAGCAGCAGCUCCACCUGAGGCAUCUUCAUACUCUUGCUGGAAUGAAUCCAGCGGUACUCCUUUUGCUGUGUCCCUGCUAUCCUGACGUCCAGUCCUUCCAACCUGGAAACACCGCUUACUUCUCUUAGACCUGCCAGCGAAUCCCAGCAAGCGACGUCUAUUGGUCCAACAUCACUGCCCCUGCCCCACUCCCCCAGGCAUGAUUCUGCAUGACUUUAGUGCCAGAAUAUUACCAUUGUCUCAGCAGAUGUGUGGUCAAUGGAGGGAAUCCCAUCUUCAGUAGUUCACUGGCCUUUUGUGAACAUCUGGACAUCUCGGUGGAGGAAAUGGACAUCAUGGUGAGAGAAAAAAACCGAUACGUAUCCAACUAUGUUUUUUUGCUUAUAUAAAGAUGUACACUUUGAAAUAGGAGAAAAGGGAAAUACUGUUGUUUUGUGCUGCAUGAUUUCUCUUAAUGUAGUUAUUGCAUCAUGGCUGAGUGUGUGGCAUAUGUUUUAGAGUCACUGUCCUUCAUCAGCAUAGAUUUAAAACAUUUCAAUAAAUUGAUGCAUAGCUGCUGCGUCAUGCAUUUGUACUACUACCCAUAAACCCCUGAGUGUGAAUGAGGGGUCAGCAGAAGGUCAGGCCAAUGUGCUUUGUGCUGUGCAGACCAAAAGAGGCCAACCCCCUUCCAUCCUCCUAGUCUUUCCUUGUUAAAAAUUUUUCCUCUUCUCCCUAUUACCCACAUUGCACGCUUAAGGUUGUUAGUGAAGUUGUGCUCAUAUUUCUAGUCUGUAACCAGUAGACUAUUAGUAGAAACUACAGUGACUAAACAUUUAAUUGUAACUGUUGUCAUGCAUUUAUUAAUGAUUCUCAUAUAAUGAUUAUGACUGAAGUAACCAUAAGUUGUGCACAAAAUGUGCAUUAUUCCUGUAUUUAUUGCAUAUGUUUUUCAAGAUACAUUGCUUAUACAGUUUUGUUUUGCUCAAGACAGUAGGUCUGCAGGUGCUCAGGCCUAUCAGGCCUCAUGGCUUCAGCAGCAUUUUUCCAGUGUUUUAUGGUUCUCUGACCCCAUCAAGCUGCCAAAAAUUUUGCACCCAUAAAAUCCAGAAGGUCGCAGUGAGGACACUGUUGUGUUUUCAGCAUAGAGAAGUUAUUCUAUCAUACUGCUCUCUUCUUGCUGUUCUAAAGGACUCCCUGCAUCCUUCCGUACUUUGGUUCUCUCCAGCACAUUCAACAUAUGCAGUAAGAAUGUGCUGUGAUUGGUUGUGAUGGAAUAAGGUGUACAUUUAAAGGAUGAAGUCAGCCUGACUUCAUUAAUGUUUGUGAAGAUGCUGCAAUUUUUUUAGGAAAACAAGCCUGUCUGUUUGGUAAAGCAUGCCACUGCCUUUGACUGCAGAUUUACUUAAUGUUUUCUUUACAUAGCUUUUGAAAAGGCCUGUUACAAAGCAAUCUUCCAAAUAUGACGUAUACAAAAAUUGUUGGCAUCAUUUUAUUUUUAUUCGUUUAAUAUAAUUUGCCUGUCUAUCAAAAGUAUUUGCUGUUUUACUUCAUUGUGACUUAAUGCUAUAUUAUUACAGAAAAAAAGACAAUAGAUGUACUAUGAAACUGACACAUACAAGCACUUAUACACUAAAUUGUUUUUGUAAGAUGUAUGGCUAUGAAACUGAUUUUGGUAAUCAUUUAUUAAUUAACAAUAUUAAUUUGGCAUCUGCAGUGUAUAAAGUUUUAGCAAAGCUUCUUGAAUUCUGUUGGUGGUGCAACACUUAUUCAAUAUGCUUUUUGUAUGCUGUGCAACUCAUAUUUUUGUGAACAUAUCAAUAGUGUACAACAGUAUUACAUAUUAUGCAUUAGUUUUUUGAAAAUUGCUUUUGUGUUAUUUGGACAUUUGUGUUUUCUGUCCAAAGUUGCCCCGAUUUGACUAGUGAACAUGGAUGAAAGGCUAUUCAUGUUCCACAUCAUAUCCAGCUGAACAGCUGAAUGUUCAGUAGCAGCAGCAUCAGCAGCAGUAAGGACAUUGUGAAAGAGGGUUCUGCUGCAAAUGAACGUGUGAACAGAGUAAUCUGCUCUGAUACAAGGUGCAUUGACAACUCUGCAUUUGUGAGGCUUCCUCUUCCCUGGCCACCACUGCUGUGGAUUUUUAAAUUUUUAAAUUUGAUGUUUUCCCCUUUUUUCUGCUAAGAUUUCUGGUGGUACACUCAGCUUUUAACCUCUUUUUCUAUUUAUAAUAACUGGUGCUGGCUGUUUAGGGUUUGCAUGUGUUGUAUAUCUUUGUGUUAUAUGUGUGGAUGGGUGUGGUUUUGUGGAUGUGUGAAUCACAAUUUGGACCAGAGCAAUUGUUAAAAAUUACUGUGCUUUGCAAUUCAAAUAGAAGAUAUUUAUAGAAGCACAAUACAUAACAAAAGACAUCUCUCCUUCCUUUAUACUUUUAGAUGUUUUCGGUACCUGUAUUUGUACUUGCCAAAAAAUCCUGCAUUUAAGUUAAAGCUACAAAAUCAACCUUUUUACAACUUACUGGAUCCAAAAGGGGGCCUCUUUUCCAGGAUACCUCUGCAGUAGCACUGGGGUCCAGUGAGAGUCAUCAUGCAUGUACGUAGCCUACCUUGAAGGUUCUAUGAUUUAAUAUCAGACACUAUGUAUGACUGAACUGAGGCCUUGGUGAGGAAAACCUUCAGUUCUGUCAUAUGUGGUCAUGUAAAAAGGUGACAUUAUAAGCUCCUGCUGAGACCAUGAAGCAAUGUUUACCACUGUCUGUGUUGUGCACUGCUAUAGAAGUUAUAGUGCUCUUUUUCGUGUUACAUGCUAAAAUUACUUUCAAGUUAUGUUUACUGAUAUGUUAGCAAGCAAUUUUCAAAUAACAGGAGGAAAAUGAGUGUGCAAGAACAAGAGAAGCAUGGGCCUUGUCAGAAAGGCAUAGAAAUAGGCCAGAGUAACAGAUUACUGAAUUGUAAGCUGAAGACUUGACCUUCUUAGUAUGGUCAGAGAAACCAGCAGUGUUCUCUGGAUUACUGCCCUUCUCUCUCCUUUGGGCUUGUGUAUUGCACCAUAUCCUUGGGAUGAUGGGUCAAUGACAUUUUCUUCCUGUUGAUGCGACUGUUCCCAGCAGAGGGAAUGGGGGGUCAUGGCCAGGAAUUUAUUACUGCUAAAGACUGAGAUAAGAGCAGCACCGAUCCUGUAACCAAGUAUUAAUUGUUAAUGUAAUUGAUGUAAAACGCCUGUUCAUGCUGACAUGUGAAUAAAUGCUUUUAUUUGACACUGCUCUCAUUCACUUUAUUGCUGUAGAAUGGGAGAUUUACUGUACAUUUCUGCUGCUUUUGGUUUUGAUAAAUUCAGAUUUUCUGGAUGAUGGAGACAGAUUCAUUCUAAAGAUAAUACAAGGAGAUAUUUAGCAUUACAACUGAGAAAUUCUCUGUAACCCAGCAAUGCAGCCAGAUUUUGUCUCGACAUAACACAGUGAGAUUUACUGUUAAUUCCAAACCACUGCCUGAGUUACCUGCCCCAGCCCAACAUAACAGAAGAACAAUGCGGAGCCCGAUUUACAUUCUUUCACCUAUAAUAAACCCCCACCAUACCAAAAACUCUAAAGCAAUUUUCUGUCUGCUCUCAGAACAUAAAUUUUCUGACACACUCAGAAAGUAGGCCACAGAUAUAAAUAGCAUUUGGUGCAUUGACUGGGUACAGAGUCUGCAGAAGAUGUUUAUUGCUAAGCAUGUUUUCAAAUAUUCUUUGAGCAUAAUGAGCAGAGAUUUGUAAAUAUGUGA
Scleropages formosus (Asian bonytongue) is the source of this 6453-nucleotide messenger RNA. RefSeq names its product protocadherin alpha-C2-like. Gene Ontology annotation, molecular function: calcium ion binding. The record is from RefSeq and is a predicted model, not a curated record. The transcript is spliced from 3 exons. Gene Ontology annotation, cellular component: plasma membrane. The coding region runs from base 265 to 2673 and encodes 802 amino acids. Lineage: Eukaryota; Metazoa; Chordata; Actinopteri; Osteoglossiformes; Osteoglossidae. Gene Ontology annotation, biological process: homophilic cell-cell adhesion.